CCUCCUCCUCCCCGGCAGCAGCAGCCGCUAUCCGCAACAAGCAGCUUUCAUUCAGUGUGUGGCUGCUGAGCGGAGAACAACAGGCUACCUCUCUCCUCUCAGUCCGCUAAUGCUGCACAACUAUGUGACAAAGGAAAUAUUUAAGCCAGGCUGCUGUCUAACAAAGAGCCAUAAAGUCAAUAUCAACAUGUGACAUCAUCGUUUUCAUACUGGUAACAUAUUCAGUUUGAAUCAAAUGCUGACAAAACGCUCUCUAGUAAAUCUCAACUUGUAAAAAAAGAUAGAAAAAAGGUGUUGCUCUAUUGUCAUCUAUCAAGAAAGAUGUCCAAGUAUGUUCAGGUCCCAAAGUUUUGCUUCUAGAAAGGCUUCUCUGUUGGGAUCAGAAAUGUGGGAUCAACCAUGAAUCUAAACAGAGGGAUUAAGUCUGUCUCAGUCCUACUGGCCAGACAGUCUUCUGUCCACCUCAGCAACCUGCACCACAUCUACAAUAUCGCUGUGUGCACUGGCUACUGAUGGACCCGUUACCACGGACACAAGGAUUGAGCUCCAGCUGCGCCAUGACUUCAUCAGACCACGACGAGUCAGGGAGCGAUCUGUCCGAAUCCAUGGAGAUCCGUGAGCUCCAGGACCAGUACGUAUCUGCCGAAAACUGCUUCAAGUCCAAAAGUUUACCCAUCCUGAACGGACCAUGCGAGCAUGGUGUUGGCCUCUCUGCGCACCCUCAGCAGGUCGGUACAACCUGCUCCUGCGUGGCCGUGGAGGACAGUCAGGCGCUCCAGCUCAAGACCCCAGAAUCCAGCCAGGCGGAGUCCCCCUCCUCGUGGACGGACUUCUCCCCCUCAAUGUCCAGCAUGGUGGGUCUGAGCAGCUCCAUGCCGGUGGAGGGUCACAGGCCCGCAGGCUUCAGAGGCAGAAAACUUGGUUUCUCUCUGAGCCGGUUUAUUCAGAUCCCGGCCAGAAAGUGUGUGCGGGUUAUCCUGACCGACUCGCGCUGCUUCUUGUUCUGCAUGUGCUACCUGACCUUCAUUCAGUCCCUGAUGGUUUCGGGCUACCUGAGCAGUGUCAUCACCACCAUUGAGAAGCGCUACAGCCUACGCAGCUCCGAGUCCGGCCUGUUGGUCAGCUGCUUCGACAUCGGCAGCCUGCUGGUGGUUGUCUUCAUCUCUUACUUUGGCGGCAGGGGUCAGAGGCCGCGCUGGCUGGCCGUGGGCGGUGUCGUGAUAGCCGUGGGUGCGGCGUUGUUCUCCCUGCCGCAUUUCAUCUCCCCACCGUACCAGAUCCAGGAGAUGAACUCGUCGGCAGGCCACGAAGGCCUCUGCCAAAGCGAGAACGGCAGCAGGCGGGAGCUGGAAGUGGCGUCCUGCCCCCGAGAUCAGGAGGGCAAUGAGCACAACCUGUAUGUGGCGCUGUUCAUCUGCGCCCAGAUACUCAUCGGCAUGGGGUCGACGCCAAUCUACACCCUGGGGCCCACCUACCUGGAUGACAACGUGAAGAAAGAAAACGCUUCUUUGUACCUGGCCAUCAUGUAUGUUAUGGGAGCCCUGGGACCUGCUGCCGGCUACCUGCUGGGUGGCGUCCUAAUCGGCUUCUACGUCGACCCCAAAACUGUGGUGAACAUUGACCAGAAUGACCCUCGCUUCGUUGGCAACUGGUGGAGCGGCUUCCUCCUCUGCUCCAUUACCAUGCUUUUGGUCAUUUUCCCCAUGUUUGCCUUCCCUAAAAAGCUGCCUCCACGCCACAAGAGAAAGAAGAAGAAAAAGAUGAGUUCGUUGGGUGACGUGUCCAGUGACGAUGAUGUGAAGAAGGAAAAGUCUAGUAGCAAAGACCAAAAUGUGUCCUCGUCUAUGGGAUUUGGAAAAGACAUCAAAGACCUCCCCAAAGCCGCUGUGAGGAUCCUCAGCAACAUGACGUUUCUGUUCGUCAGCCUGUCCUACACCGCUGAGUGUGCCAUCGUCACAGCCUUCAUCACCUUCAUUCCCAAAUUUAUCGAGUCACAGUUUGGCAUUCCCGCCUCCAAAGCCAGUAUCUACACAGGUUUGAUCAUCGUGCCCAGCGCCGGCGUGGGCAUCGUCCUCGGCGGCUACAUCAUCAAGAAGCUGAAGCUCGGCGCGAGGGAGUCGGCAAAGCUGGCCAUGAUCUGCAGCGGAGUGUCGCUGCUCUGCUUUUCGACGCUUUUCAUCGUCGGCUGCGAGAGCAUCAAUCUAGGAGGCAUCAACAUCCCCUACACAACCGGUCCGACCCUGACCAUGACCCACAGGAACCUGACAGGCAGCUGCAAUGUAAACUGCGGCUGCAGGAUCCACGAGUACGCUCCGGUCUGCGGCUCUGACGGCAUCACCUACUUCAACCCCUGCUUGGCUGGAUGCAGCACCGUGGGCAAUGACAGCACCGGGACAAGGAACUACACGGACUGCGGCUGCGUUCAGAGCCGCCAGGUCAUCACUCCGUCCGCCGGCGGCCAGGUCAACCAGCUCCAGCUGGUCAUCGUCAAGACGUACCUGAACGAGAACGGGUACGCCGUGUCGGGGAAGUGCGACCGCACCUGCAACACGCUCAUCCCGUUCCUCAUCUUCCUCUUCAUCGUCACCCUCAUCACGGCGUGCGCCCAGCCGUCGGCCAUCAUCGUGACGCUCAGGUCUGUUGAUGAACAGGAAAGGCCUUUUGCUCUCGGGAUGCAGUUUGUUUUGCUCCGGACUCUCGCCUACAUCCCCACGCCCAUCUACUUCGGCGCCGUGAUCGACACCACCUGCAUGCUGUGGCAGCAGGACUGCGGUGUCCACGGCUCCUGCUGGGAGUACGACGUUACCUCAUUCCGCUUCGUGUACUUUGGCCUGGCCGCCAGCCUCAAGUUUGUCGGCUUCGUCUUCAUCUUCCUCACCUGGUACUCGAUCAAGCACAAGGAGGCGCAGGCCGAGCGCUGGCGCCAACACCUGCCUCCCCUGGGCACGGUCAGCGAGCUCGUGUGCCACGCCGGCGGCCGGAAGAGCCACGCCCGCACGCGCUCCUGCCCCGUGUUCAUCCCGCCCCGGCCCGACGUGCCGGUGGCGAUGCUGCUCGACCGCGGCCACAGCAGCUUGAGCUGCCCGGGCAACGGCCUCAAAGCAAUACCUCCUCCCGUCUCGCUGCCGCACCACCACCACAGAGGCUCCGCCCACGUCUGAUUGAUGGAGGGGGGCUAAGGGGGGCUGUUCGUCGUGACACGUGCCUUCCUGUUUUGUUGUUUCUGCACAACACGGCAUCUGCUUUACACAGGACCGACAAGUGCGCCCACCGUACCUAAAGGGCUGGUCAUCAAUUCAUGGGAGAAACUGGGCAAAUCAUCAGCUGCAGCCGCUCUGGAUAGACGAUGUAAGAACAUUAAACUGGUGCUACUGUUAACAGACAGGGCAUUAUAACCUCUGUAUGGCAGAAGAGUCAUCAACACUGCGUCUAAAGCACAACAGACACUCUGUACUAUGCAAAAAUCGACAUAAUGCUCCAUUCCUCUCAAUCCUUCACCACACACCAUAUGUUUUUUUUGUUUUUUUUUAAACAAAUUUUUAACUAAUUGUUUCUUCUAGAUGUGAGCCUCCGUCUUGUCACGGUGGCUCACACAUCUUCAGAUAUGACAGAAUUAGAUUUUGUAUUUUUGUUCACAAGUUUCUCAGAUUUAUUUCAGUGUCGUUUUCUCUUAACAGUGCCUCUCAGGCCGUCGCGGCCAGUCCAGUACGCAGGUCUGGCUGUCAGGGUUAAUGUUAGCCUCAGCAGAAUCCAAGAUCGCCUUCACCAACUUAACCAUGUAGCUUAAAGCAGAUAAGCACCAAUAGCACAUCACUAAAUUAUACUAUCCAAGCAAAAAAAAAAAAACUAAACUACACAAUAGAUUUCUCACAAUGUGCUGAAGCUACUGUAAAUCCUAAAUAUGUGAAUGCAGGUUUGGAAAAAGUGGUAUCAUAUUUGGCCUUGUAUUUAUAAAAGCUCCUCCAUUCCAGCGGCCAUCAGAUGUACAUAGUUGUUAUUUAGCUGUCUAGACUUUUAAAGAUUUAUUGCAGCAGAGCAUGACCCAAACUAUCCAGAGAGGGAGUCAACCUUCUGUUGUUUGGUGCCAUCUAGUGGACAAAACCAUUUUUUGUGAGAAGCCUGUGAAUGUCGACGGUUUCAAAUCUUCUGUGUGUUUGAGAAAUCAUGGUUGCGAAAAGUUAAAUUAAAAAAUUCUCUAAAGUGAA
Molecule: messenger RNA, 4205 nt
Organism: Poecilia reticulata (guppy)
Lineage: Eukaryota; Metazoa; Chordata; Actinopteri; Cyprinodontiformes; Poeciliidae
Gene: slco5a1
Product: solute carrier organic anion transporter family member 5A1
Biological process (GO): transmembrane transport; sodium-independent organic anion transport
Cellular component (GO): basolateral plasma membrane
Molecular function (GO): protein binding
Source: RefSeq, a predicted model, not a curated record